GCGUCAGUGCCAAAAAUGAUUCCAUCGUGUGUUGGCGGUAGCCGGGCGACAGUCGUUCCUUUGACGCGGCGGUGUUUUCAGCAAAAUCAGCAGCGGGUUCGGUUCGGAUUAGAAGCAUCAAGGGCACGUUUUGUUGGUACAGAAAACGGUGCAGUGAGUCGUUUCCUCUCGGUGACGGGAUCAAAGAACGGGUUUUGUUUGCUUGGUAGUUUACGCAGUUGUUACGGAACGGUGAAUACGGGCAAGAUGACCGGAGUCAAGAAGUACCAAAUAGUGGAACGGGGCGCACCAAAUUCGACCGACUAUCGGCUGUUCUUCAAAACUGAUGAUGGCCAGUCGGUCUCACCGCUGCACGACAUCCCACUGUACGCCAACAGUUCCAAAACGGUGUACAACAUGGUGGUGGAGGUUCCCCGUUGGACCAACGCCAAGAUGGAAAUCUCGCUGGCCGAAGGGCUGAACCCCAUCAAGCAGGACGUCAAAAAGGGCAAGCUGAGAUUCGUGGCCAAUUGCUUCCCGCACCAUGGCUACAUCUGGAAUUACGGUGCGCUCCCACAGACCUGGGAAAAUCCCGAUCACCUGGACCCGAACACCGGUUGCAAGGGAGAUAACGACCCGAUCGACGCCCUGGAAAUUGGUUCCCGCGUUGCCAAGCGCGGAGAAGUCGUUCAGGUUAAGAUCCUCGGAACGGUUGCGCUGAUCGACGAGGGUGAAACCGACUGGAAGGUUAUCACGAUCGAUGUGAACGAUCCUGUCGCUGACCAGCUGAACGACGUGAACGAUAUCGACAAGGUGUUCCCUGGUCUGCUAAAGGCAACUGUUGAAUGGUUCAAGAUUUACAAAAUUCCGGAUGGCAAACCGGAGAAUCAGUUUGCCUUCAACGGCGAGGCUAAGGAUGCUGCUUUUGCCACUAAAGUCGUCGAGGAAACUCACAAGUUCUGGCGAACGCUGAUCAAUAAGCAAAUUGAGGAUACCGGCAUCUCUUGUUUGAACACUACCGUCGAAGGAUCACCGUAUCUGGUGGCUUCCGAUGCUGGCGAAGAAGUCCUAACAAAGAGCGCCAGUGGAGGAAACUCUGAAGCCCUCAGCGAUACCAUUCACAAGUGGCACUUCCGUGAAGAGAAUUCCUAUUCCAAGUUGUAGUCCUGUAACUGCGUUGUUAGCUAACGAGCGUGUAGAAUACACAAGACUAAGCAUUCCCACUGACGAACGAUGGGCAUUUGACGACUCCACGCUUAGAGAACUUGCUAAUUUACAACUGGAUUCGCACAGUAGAAUAACCAUAUUUAUUUCAUCAUGUAGCUUUCCGGUGGUUUUUAUAUAGAAGGUUGCUUAUUUGUUAAUUUUAUAUGUAGUUUGUUUUAAAGUGGUAACGGCAAGUAAACCGAAGAUACAAAUUGA
Molecule: messenger RNA, 1401 nt
Organism: Armigeres subalbatus
Lineage: Eukaryota; Metazoa; Arthropoda; Insecta; Diptera; Culicidae
Product: inorganic pyrophosphatase-like
Exons: 4
Coding region: 16-1143 (375 amino acids)
Biological process (GO): phosphate-containing compound metabolic process
Cellular component (GO): cytoplasm
Molecular function (GO): inorganic diphosphate phosphatase activity; magnesium ion binding
Source: RefSeq, a predicted model, not a curated record